Messenger RNA from Carya illinoinensis, 1840 nucleotides. RefSeq names its product trimethyltridecatetraene synthase-like. The coding region runs from base 178 to 1710 and encodes 510 amino acids. Gene Ontology annotation, molecular function: monooxygenase activity; iron ion binding; heme binding. The record is from RefSeq and is a predicted model, not a curated record. The transcript is spliced from 2 exons. NCBI's taxonomy places the organism in Eukaryota, Viridiplantae, Streptophyta, Magnoliopsida, Fagales, Juglandaceae.
AGAGACUUUUAUUAUUAUUUUUUUCAUCUUUUAAAGUAAAUCGAAGUAAAGAAAGACUCUGUCCUUUCUUCCUCGGGCUAUAAAUGCCUCUCCGCCUCUCCUCCUCAUUCACUACACUUUCAUCACUGCCACACUACCACCCACGUACGAAAUCCACUCACCAUACUGUCACUAGCUAUGGAACUUGCCUCUUGGGCAACAUAUGCAGCCGUAUGGCUUGCAACCUUAGCUCUCUUCUCGCUCUCCAAAUAUCUUCGCCGCCGCCGCCAAGUACACUUGCCUCCAGGUCCAAAAUCAUGGCCCAUCAUCGGAAACCUCAACCUCAUAGGCUCACUCCCCCACCAAUCCAUCCAUGCACUCUCUAAAAAAUAUGGGCCCAUCAUGCAGCUCCGUUUCGGGUCAUUCCCCGUUGUUGUAGGUUCCUCCGUCGAGAUGGCUAAGGCCUUUCUCAAAACCUAUGAUGUCACCUUUGCAUCCCGACCCAAGACCGCCGCAGGCAAAUACACCACCUAUAACUACUCGGACAUCACAUGGUCCCCUUACGGCCCAUACUGGCGUCAGGCUCGUAAAAUGUGCCUGAUGGAGCUUUUCAGCGCGAGACGCCUCGAGUCCUAUGAGUACAUUCGCAAGGAGGAGAUGAGUGCCUUGCUAAGAGACUUGUACAAGUCCAACAACCAGCCGAUCACCUUGAAAGACCAUCUUUCUACCGUCAGUCUCAACGUUAUCAGUCGCAUGGUGUUGGGAAAGAAGUACACGGAUGAGUCCGAGAAUUCGAUUGUUUCCCCAGAAGAGUUCAAGAAGAUGUUGGACGAGUUGUUCUUGCUUAGUGGGGUGUUGAAUAUUGGGGAUUCUAUACCUUGGAUCGAUUUCAUGGAUUUGCAGGGGUAUAUUAAGAGAAUGAAAGCAUUGAGCAAGAAGUUUGAUAGAUUCUUGGAGCAUGUGUUGGACGAACAUAUUCAAAGGAAAAAAGAAGUGAAGGAUCAUGAAGCGAUGGACAUGGUGGAUCUUCUGUUGCAGAUUGCUGAGGAUCCUACGCUUGAUGUUAAGCUUGAGAGACAUGGUGUCAAGGCAUUUACCCAGGAUUUGAUAGCCGGUGGAACCGAGAGCUCGGCCGUGACUGUAGAAUGGGCAAUCUCGGAGCUCCUAAGAAAGCCAGAGAUUUUCAACAAGGCUGCAGAAGAGCUAGAUAGGGUAAUUGGUAGAGACAGAUGGGUUGAAGAGAAGGACAUUGUAAAUCUACCAUACAUUGAUGCAAUUGUCAAGGAGACAAUGCGGCUGCACCCUGUGGCUCCAAUGCUGGUGCCUCGCCUAGCCAGGGAAGACUGCAAGAUUGCUGGCUAUGACAUUCUCAAAGGGACCCGAGUGCUUGUCAACGUCUGGACCAUUGGGAGAGAUUCUACAUUGUGGGAGAACCCAGAUGAGUUUUGCCCUGAGAGGUUCAUUGGGAAGGCCAUCGAUGUGAAAGGUCAUGACUUUGAGCUACUGCCUUUUGGGUCAGGUAGAAGGAUGUGCCCCGGUUACAGUCUUGGCCUCAAGGUGAUACAAUCAAGUUUGGCUAACCUCUUGCAUGGAUUCACAUGGAAAUUGCCAGCAGAUAUGAAGACGGGGGAUCUGAACAUGGAGGAAAUUUUUGGGCUCUCAACUCCUAAGAAAAUCCCACUUGUCACUAUUGUGGACACUAGGCUUCCAAAACAUGUUUACCCUCUGUGAUUCUGCCCUACAGUCUACUUAAUUAACUAUUAUCAAGUCCCCUAAUAAGUAAUACGAGGAUUUUCUUAGUUUACUGUUGCUACUGUAAUGAUGCUAUUCUAUGUUAAAGAUGUUAUUGGUGUGAUCUAUA